AUGUUUUUCAAAUAUGUAUCAAUAGUAAAUGCAAAGGCUAUAACAUGUUUUGCGUGCUAUACUAAAUUUGCGUAUUUUGAAAAUAUAUAUUUCAAAAACAUAACAAAUAAUCGCAAUGCUUAUUUUGUUUCAACACAGUAUAUAGAAGUUAAGAAUAUCUUCUCAGAUAAUUUGUUUGCAAUUCUAGGAAAUUACUCGGCACAAGCAAUAUCGACAAAUUAUACAGAAAUUGUUCCAUUUUCAGGAUAUUAUGAAGAAGCAGUACUCAAUUAUCUCAAAGAAGAAACAUAUAUUGAUACUAAUAAAUAUCAAUCAGAACCAAUCAUCGUCCAAGAUAUAAAAGGAGAAUUUAAACUCGAUAAAGUUAUCUUUUGCAACAUCACAUCUUCAAAUAAUGGCGGUUCCAUCUCAAUCUGCUGUUUCUCAUCCAAUAUUUGCAUUACUAACUGUGAAUUUGAUCAAUGCGUUACAAAUACUUAUACCAAGAAAACAUGCGGUGGCGCUAUCUACAUUAUUGGACAUAAAACGUUUACUAGCAUCACUAAUGUCAUUGGUGAAAAUUGCUUUGCCGGUCGAGGCCAUUUCUGCGAUAUCUACUCUAACUAUCCUACUAGUAUUACUAAGGCAACAAUCAUUAAAUGCACACCAUAUUCCCAUUUCUCAGAAUCAACUACAAAUUACAUUUACUAUGACAACAUUUUCAAUUCAUGCAACAUCAGUAAUAACUGCAUGGGUGAAAACAUGCAUUUUUCAGAUUUUUCAAGCAAAUUCACAGACUGUGUCAUUGCUUCAAACACGUUAAUUCAAGGAAUAUCAUAUAUCAAGAGUUCAUCACUCUCUUUGACAAGUUGCAUUGUUUAUAAAAAUUCAUAUGAUGACGAUAACGAAUCAACAGUUUCUACAUUUGAAUAUGACAAUUUAGAACUUCACGAUUGUUAUCUUCUUAUUGAACAAUCAUUCAACUUUUCCGAUUCUAAUGUUACAAAUUGUUCUAUCAACAAUGAAACAAUUGAUUUUGUUCACAAUCUUGCUAUUUCGAAACAAAUUGGCUGUGAUACUAAAUUGAUUCAUAUCACAAUUUCUAAAUUCACAACAUGGAAGAUCAUUGUGAUUGUUCUUAGUGUCCUUGUCUUUAUUGCAAUUAUUACUAUUUCCAUUGCAAUAUAUCAUCAAUGUAAAUUAAAACGCUUGGAAAAAAGAAAUAACCUAAGUACUCUACUAGAUGGAGAUUUCGGCUAA
Messenger RNA from Trichomonas vaginalis G3, 1239 nucleotides. RefSeq lists its product as uncharacterized. Lineage: Eukaryota; Parabasalia; Trichomonadida; Trichomonadidae. The transcript has a single exon. The record is from RefSeq and is a predicted model, not a curated record. Bases 1 to 1239 code for a protein of 412 amino acids.